AUGGCGCUGGGCGACCCGGCCGACAUCUCGAUCACGCCGUCGACGUGGAACUACGUGGGCGCCGUGGCCAUCGUCGUCGCUGCAUGGUUCUUCCGCGUCGAGAUGAUCCGCGUGACGCUGCGGCUCCUCAUGCGCGGCCUCGCGGCGCAGCAGCGGACCCGGAGCAUCGCCGGCGGCCUCCGCGAGUUUGAAAAGCUCGUCUUGCACCCGCUCUCGUACGUGGUCUUCAUGGUCUUUGUGUGGAUCGCGCUCUCGAUCACAAGCGCGCUCCAGCUCCCGACCAUCAACACGAUCGUGCAGAUUGGCAUUGGCAUCCCGAUGCUCUGGACCGCGCGGCAGCUCUGCAAGUUUCUCCACGUCAUGGUCUUGCGGCGCCAGGGCUGGGACGGCCACGACGACGACGCGGGCAAGGUCAUGAUCGUCACCGAAGGCAUUGGCGUGCUGCAAUACGUGCUCUGCGCCGUCGUCUUCUACUACUUCUUCCUCAGCCAGCUCCAAUUCGACACGGUCGAGAUCUUUACAACGCUCAUUUUGGUGCUGGAACUGCUCUUCCUCCUCAGCUCCCACACGUGGUUUCGGAAUGUCAUGGGCGGUCUCAUCCUCCUCAUUGACGAACCCAUCAAGAGCGGCAGCCACAUCAAAGUGCUCGAGAUCGAAGGCGUCGUCGAGCACAUGUACCUGCAGUUCUUUACCGUCCGGCAGUACGACCAAGGCCUUGCGAUCGUGCCCAAUGGCAUCCUCCUCACCCACGAGGUCCACGUGCGCUCGAAGUCGCUCGACGCGCGCAUCGUUCUCGACGUCCACCUCGCCCACGAGACACCCCCGGCGCAGGUCCGCGCCUUUGUCCGCAACGCCGACCGCUUCCUCAGUCAGCACGCGCUCGCGUCGACGUCGUCCGCGGCGAAGGCGCACGAACAACACAUCACGGCGGCCAAGCUCUCGCUCACGCACGUGCUGCAGCGCGCGGUCAAGGAAAAGACGCCCAGCAGUGCCACGCGUCCGAGCCAACCGGUGCGGUUUUGGGUCACGCUGGACGGUCUCUACCGCAUCCAACUCGUCUACUACGUUCACGAGAACAAAUUCAAGCACCUCCUUGUCGAGAAACGCGAGUUGAUGCUCGGGCUCACGAGCUUGCUCGCGACGAUGGGCCUGUCGCUCUACGAGCCGCCGCCACCGUCCUUGCCCAAGGCGCCGCCGUCCACGCCACCACGGCUGGCCCCCAUCGCCGAGGCGUUCACAGAUGACGACGACGACGGCAAUAGCGUCGGUCGGCACGCGUGCGACGACGACAUGGAUGACGCGCAGCACGUGUCGGUGCCCUACCGACGUCGGCGCGGCCAAUACGACACAAUGUAG
Molecule: messenger RNA, 1356 nt
Organism: Saprolegnia parasitica CBS 223.65
Lineage: Eukaryota; Oomycota; Saprolegniomycetes; Saprolegniales; Saprolegniaceae
Exons: 5
Coding region: 1-1356 (451 amino acids)
Biological process (GO): transmembrane transport
Cellular component (GO): membrane
Molecular function (GO): mechanosensitive monoatomic ion channel activity
Source: RefSeq, a predicted model, not a curated record